AUGUCGUCGACUGUGCUGACAUUGAAAGUGGUACAAAGUGAAGGUCAGUGACGCGGAAGUGUACAACCCGAAGAAGAAAACGAACGGAGAAAAACGGAGAAGCGCUGCGGGCAGCAAACGGAUUGAUCGGUUUUGAUAAAGAACAAUGUUUUUUUUGCGGAAGAUAACGAGAAAGCGCUGCAUGAACGCGAUAGACGCCGCGCGGAGAAUGAACAUUAGCAUCUGUGAAUCUACUUUCGAACUCCCGCUACAAAAACAUAUGCGCGGCAAGAGUUCCGGCAAGCCAGAACACUGAGCGCCUUUGAAAAUUACGGUAGGCGUCUUGAGAUUUCCUUCGGCAGAAUUCGGCCGUUCUUCAAAUGAAUAAAGUAUCCUUCCAGUAUCUGUGCAAACUGCGAAGUCGUCAGAAGCGGAAGUGAAGAGAUGCGAAGAUCUGAUUCUAAGUUAUGCGAAACAGCUCGCUAAAGAGAAGGAUAUUGCUGGUUAGUUUCUCACCUCAUUAAUAAUUAUCGCUGUUCUUCCAGGCAUUCGCGCUCUAGUUGAGUCAAUUCGUGGAUUUUACGAUCUGAUUGGCAAGGCAAGAGCGAGCAAAUUGAUCAGAGACAUCGUCGAGUACGCCCUCACCAUCGACCAAGGAAAAGAAGAAAAAAUUGAUCUCCUGAAGAAUUGCAUCGAAUGGGCGACUGCGAAUAAAAGAGAGUUCCUUCGUCGCAGUCUUCAAUCUCGUCUUGUCAGACUUUUCAAUGAAGUGCGGGACUUUCUGAGAGCGCAAAAACUAGGAGAGGCUCUUUCGAAAGAGCUGAAAAAGUUGGAGGACCGCGAGUUGCUGAUCGAAGUGUCUGUGGAGGAGAGCAAGAGCGCAUUCAAUCUCAACAACCUGUCGAAAGCUAAAACUGCACUUCUGACUGCUAAGACAAGCACCAAUUCUGCGUAUGCGUCUCCACAACUACAAGCCUCUGUCGACAUGCAAUCGGGAGUUUUAUACUCUGCGGAGGAAAGAGACUACAAAACAUCUUUCUCGUACUUCUACGAGGCAUUCGAGGCAUUCCACAGCAUUGGGGAUAAGAAAAACGCCACUUUUUCGCUGAAGUACAUGAUUCUGUGCAAGAUCAUGCUUAAUGAGACUGAACAAGUUCCCGGAUUGAUGGCAAACAAGGUAAGAACACAAGGAUAAUGUGAAGAAACAGUUCGAUUCAGGAUCUCAUCAUUUACAAAUCGGAGCCUCGGAUUCUUGCUAUUCGUGAAAUGGCCGACGCGUUCCGCAAAAGAAGCCUCAAAGAUUUCAUGAAGGCGUUGAAAGAGUAUAAGAAAGAGCUUGUUGAAGACAAAGUGGUGGCGGUUCACUCGCAGAACUUGGAGCGCAAUAUGCUCGAAAAGGUAAAAUCAUAAUGACCAUAAAAGUAACAAGUAAUAGUCUUCUCAGGAAAUAUCGCGUGUUAUCGAGCCGUACUCGGAAAUUGAGCUCUCCUACAUCGCCAGAGUUGUUGGAAUGACUGUCCCGCCCAUCGAGAAAGCAAUAGCAAGGAUGAUACUGGAUAGGAAGUUAUCCGGGUGAGUGAAGAGGAGAGAAGAGUACAAGGCGCCAUGCUGUCAUGGAAAUGACAGAAGAGAAGAGUCCUCAAGCUGUCUGAGUGUAAUUGAAUGUGACUGCAGGAGCAUCGAUCAGCACGGAGACAUCGUCGUCAUCCAUCCGAAGGCAGACACUACCAAGCAGUUCGACCGCUCGCUCACUUCCAUCCGUGAGCUGACCAAGGUAUUCCACCGUUAGACUCUCUUACAGAAUUUAUCAUUUUCCAGACCGUCGAUGUCUCCUACGCCCGUGCCAAGCAUAUCAAAUGA
Molecule: messenger RNA, 1839 nt
Organism: Caenorhabditis sp. 36 PRJEB53466
Lineage: Eukaryota; Metazoa; Nematoda; Chromadorea; Rhabditida; Rhabditidae
Source: the annotation of a GenBank genome assembly